Molecule: messenger RNA, 369 nt
Organism: Panicum hallii
Lineage: Eukaryota; Viridiplantae; Streptophyta; Magnoliopsida; Poales; Poaceae
Product: gibberellin-regulated protein 5-like
Exons: 4
Coding region: 1-369 (122 amino acids)
Source: RefSeq, a predicted model, not a curated record
AUGGCCAAGGGCAAACCAAUGGUGACGUUGCUCCCAAUCUGCUUCCUCUUCCUCCUCGCGCUCGCUUCCGCCGCCGAGAUCGUCGACAAUAAUGGUGUCGUUGUUGAAGACCUGAACAAUGGUGACGACAUCGACAACCACCACCACAAGGGCAACAACGAUGGCAAGGGAAAACUCAAGCCUUCUCAGUGCGGCGGGGAGUGCCGGCGGAGAUGCUCCAAGACGCACCACAAGAAGCCGUGCCUCUUCUUCUGCAACAAGUGCUGCGCCAAGUGCCUCUGUGUGCCCCCAGGAACCUACGGCAACAAGGAAACCUGCCCCUGCUACAACAACUGGAAGACCAAGGAAGGAGGGCCCAAGUGCCCUUGA